Molecule: messenger RNA, 651 nt
Organism: Symbiodinium sp. CCMP2456
Lineage: Eukaryota; Dinophyceae; Suessiales; Symbiodiniaceae
Source: the annotation of a GenBank genome assembly
AUGUCAUCGUCCGUCACCGCCGCCGCCCUGCGCGAGUUGCACCGGCUGCACAGCCAGCUCUCCGACUUGCGGGGGCGGCUCGACCGUGGGCCGAAGCAGAUCACCGCCCACAAGGGGAGCGUCGCUCAACUCGAAGCGGCCCUCGACGCCGCGAAGGCGCUGUCGCUCGACACCCGCAAGGCCGCCGACCGCAAGCAGCUGGACGUGAAGGCCCAGGAGGACAAAAUCGCCAACUGGGAGAACCAGCUCAACAGCGCCAAGAGCAACAAGGAAUACCACACCUUUCAGGAACAGAUUGCCGCGGCGCGGAUGGCGGCUAGCGUCCUCGAGGACGAGACGCUCGAACUCCUCGGCCGCAUCGACGAGACCGCCGCCGAAGUCCACCGUCAUGAGGAACGCCUCGCCGCCGGCCAAGCCGAACUCAAGAAAGUCGAGGCGAACGUCGCCGCCAACACCGAAGUCCUCAAGGCAGAGGUGGCUCGUCUCGAAGCCGACCUCGCUGUCGCUGAGAAAGCCCUGCCGGAUGACUUCAAAGCCGACUACCGCCGCGUCGUCGAUCGCAAAGGCGCCGAGGGCCUCGCCCCCUGCGAAGACGGAAAUGGCGUUCACCCCGCGAAAGCCAUUCACCACUCCGUGGAUGGCGAGCCGUGA